Messenger RNA from Lactuca sativa (garden lettuce), 449 nucleotides. The record is from RefSeq and is a predicted model, not a curated record. Lineage: Eukaryota; Viridiplantae; Streptophyta; Magnoliopsida; Asterales; Asteraceae.
UUAAGUUUAAAGUUUCCAAUAUCACACAUUCAAAAUGAGACUUUCAAACAUCACCCUACUUUUCUUCAUCUUUGCAAUUCUAGGUCUCUUUUUUGUCUCUCAAAUCAAAGAUUACUCUACUCAUGAUCGACUCAUUUCAGUUCAACCAAGGAGACGCCUGAGGACACUACAAUACCCCAACCCUCAUUUCAACAAGGUAGAUGCGAAUGCAAGAUCUACAAAGCAAGCAAAUUUGAUGCCAAAUGCAUACGAUGAAAAUGAAACGAGUAAUGAAGAUGGAGAGAUUGUUUAUAGUAUUGAUUAUCAGGGUGUGAAAACUCACCCGAGUCCGAAUCCUAAACAUCCAUAAAAGUUGAGCCAACGGGUCCCGUUUGUGCACCAUCUAGAAUCAACCGUACAUUGUAUCGAUUGAUAAUUUUUACCAUAUGAAAUCAACAUACUUUCUAUUA